Messenger RNA from Mya arenaria, 882 nucleotides. RefSeq lists its product as uncharacterized. Lineage: Eukaryota; Metazoa; Mollusca; Bivalvia; Myida; Myidae. The coding region runs from base 1 to 882 and encodes 293 amino acids. The record is from RefSeq and is a predicted model, not a curated record. The transcript has 4 exons.
AUGGACGCCCUGAACCACUCAGACCGCUCCGACAUGUUCCAAGACCACGAGCUGAUUGAGGCCGUCCUGCAAAAACCAGAGGAUGGCGCGCGCCUUAACGACUCAGCUGGCUCGCGACUCAGCUCCAUCUUCGUCCCACAGCACAGCCUGCGCUCAACUGGAAAUCUCAGUCGCCCGGUAAGCAUCGUCUCCAACUCUAAGCGCAGCAUUGCUCUUUCCCAGGAAAAACUCAGCGAUGUUGUUGAGCCGCUCGUAGAGGAGAAAGUGGACUUACUGAGAUUUGAACAUCUGAAAUUCCACGUGUAUGUGUUAGCGUUGUUUUGUGUGUGUUCGCUGGUGUUGGGAUCUUUAUCAAUACAGUUGACGUUGGCGCUAGCAUCGCAUCAUACGUCGACUCGUGACAGACGGACAGUAAUUGACGCUAAUUUGACCUACGACACCGUGACAGAAGUGGCGACGGCCCUGUCGACGUUCGUGGUGACGUUGGAUAUAACGUGUCUACUGGUCUGUUCUCUCCAGUGUUUAGUGGUCGUCAAACUGCUCAAAGUCAGCCUCGGAGAAGAAAGGGCGGCGAAGUUCCUGCGUGACUGCUCCAGCUCCCGGUUCAUCGCCGUCACCGGCUUCUUUGUCUCCAUACCCGCAUUCCUUGUAGCACUGAUUCUGUUUAUGAUAUCCACGUUCACCUCAGCAGCGGCCCUCACGGCUACUGUUGUCCUCGCUGCCGGGGCUUUGUUCUGUGUUCUCAGCGUCAUGCAGAACGUCUACCAUUUGCGUUUGGAAAGAGCACGUGGUUUGUCAGGACUUCCGGUGUUUGACCACACUUCCCAUCUACUCGGGUCUGCAGGAGACGCACGCCAGAAGGAACUGUCCACGCUCGUGUAG